CCUUUGUAAAGGCUUCAUUUGACUACUUUCUAACUAAUCUUUACAUUCAUUUUAGAAAGUAUGUACAUUAUCAAAAGCUGCCAAAGCUGUAUUUUAUUUAAAUCUGGUUAGCAUGAGGUUUUGAGUCUGAGCUGUAAAUCUCUGUCUGGUGACAAAGUUCUAAUAGUUUCCAUGUGUGCUCUAAAAUAAGUUUUUUUAUUUUAUUAUUUUGUUUGAAAAGCAAUCAUUUAAAUUGUAUCUAUACAUGAAGUGUGAUCCUCGUUUCUAGACUUCAAGGGAUUCAACGUCUGUUUUUGACACCAACCAAAUUAGAAAUACAUCUGUCGGCUGGUUGGAUUUAGCUUUGGGAGUUGACAGCCUUUCAGGAAAGAUUGCACAGAGCCAUUUAGCCACAGUAUCCCUCAACGCCAAGUUUGAUUGGCUGUCAUUCACUUUCACAAGAAGAGAAAAUGCACCUGUCAAAGUUAUUUUGAUGUUCUCUCGAAUGUUUUGCAUGCUUUAUUUUCUCCCCCUCAGUCUCACCCCCUCCCUCCUGCUCUGUUAUGUACUUUGAGGGAGCUGUGAAAUAGACAUUAUAAAUAGUGGUCAUGGGUUGUGUAUAUUUAGCCACGCAAACAGCUUCUGAAACCAGUGUGGUUUGUCUGAGAGGACUGUCAUUGCAGAGUUGGUAGCUUGCUCUGUCUCACACUUUAUGUCGUCUUUGUAGAGAGCUCCUGUAUAGGACGUCACUGGAGAAACAGAAGCUGAGUCUUAUGGGGGAGGUCUCUUACUUGAAACUGAAGCUGUCAGACAUGGAGGGAAAGCAGGGCCAUGGAGUGGAGAGGCAGCACAAAGCAGAGACUGUAGUGAAUUUCAUUAGUGAGCUGCAGGAGCAGAUGUGUCAGUUUCAGAAGGAGAUCAAUAGCAAGAUCCAGGAGAAAAAGGCCUUCGAGUUCCUGACUGACAGCAAGUUUCCAAUGGUGUGCCCCUCUGAAUCCAAUGAAGGACAGAGUAAACACCCUGGGUUGCCCUGGGAAGGACGCUCAGAGGCGAUGCAGGAACUAGAGGAGGAUUCUGGCAGACCUGUUGGGAACACUCACAACCUGACUGAGGGUAGCUCAGAGCACCGGUGCCACUGCGGAGGAGAAAGUAUUUUACUUAAAGAACUUCAGAUUCUAAAGGACAAAGUUCAGCAUCUGGAGGAUCUAAAGCAACAAUAUGAAAAGAAACUCAAAGCAACCAAGACAGAGAUCAGCAGUCUACAGCAACUUCUGCUCAAUAAGAAYGCUGAGAUUGAGAACUUGCAAACUCAGUUACUGGCCAGAUCCUCUGUGACCCCAGAGAGCACAGAGAGAGAUCAAGAACUGCAGAGACUUCGGAGUGGAAUGAAGUCCUUGGUCAUUGCCAAUGAAGAAAAGGACCGUCGUAUAGAGGAGCUGACUCUGCUCUUGAAUCAGUGCAGGCAGUUCAGAGAAGUUACUCACACUUCAAGGCAAGCUUUGUCUGUUGUUCGCUCGUUGACGAAUGGUUGGACUCCAUCAAGCAGCAGUGAAGAAGAAGAACAAGGAUUCUUGAAGAAUGCUGACUCUUCCAGUGCAAAAUCAGACGAUGUGAAGUCUGAAGUUUCAACAAAUAGUUCUUCUUCCCAACAAAUAUCUCUUCCGUCAAUCCAAAAAGAAAGUGAUUCCAGACCAGAGCUUCAGACAUUAUCAAGCAGUAUGAAUGACAUAACAAGUGGACAUUUGCCAAAGAAUGACCUGGAUGACAGUAGGAGUCAUACUCUGCCCAUAAAUUCCUCAUUGUUGGAACAAAAUGGGAUGGAAGACAGUAGUGCUGAAAUACAGAGUCAAAAAUCCCCCGACAGUAGUGAAAAUGGAGACUGCAUCCAAAGAAAGUUGGAGAAAACCGAUGACAGCACAUCCAGUGAUAAUUCACCGGUUCAUUGUGAGGCACUUGCACAGCCAGGCCAGAGAGCUGUGGGUUCUCCAGAAUACAUGAAGAAUAACAGAAGCUUUAAGAAGCUUUGGGGGAAGCUUCGAAGAACCCAGUCUGGAGGUUUCCAAGCUGCAGAUCCAGAUGUUGGACAGUUCAGAAGAGGGGGCUUGCGUGCGACAGCAGGACCCAGACUUACCCGAACCCCUGAAUCCGACUCGACUCGUGAUAUGAACAUCCCAUUCAGCCAGUGGACCAGGGAGCAGGUGUGUGGCUGGCUAGAGGACUAUGGACUCGGCCAGUAYAUUAACCUUGCCAGACAGUGGGUUGAAAAUGGGCAAACAAUUCUGUCUGCCACACCUCAGGAUUUUGAAAAGGAGAURGGCAUGAAGCAUCCGCUUCACAGGAAGAAGCUGCAGCUCGCUCUGAGGGCAUUUACCACUAAAGUUAUAGAGAAGUCUUCAGAGCUGGACCACAUCUGGGUGACACGUUGGUUGGAUGAUAUUGGAUUGCCUCAGUAUAAAGACCAUUUUCAUGAAGCCCGUGUAGAUGGUCGAAUGAUACAAUACCUCACUGUGAAUGAUUUAUUGACUCUAAAGGUCACCAGCCAGCUUCACCAUCUCAGUAUUAAAUGUGCCAUUCAUGUCCUUCAUGCCAAUAAGUUCAACSCAAACUGUCUUCGACGUAGGCCAGGAGAAGAGAAACAACCGUCUCCUUCCGAAGUAGUCCAGUGGUCAAACCAUCGUGUCAUGGAAUGGCUUAGAGCCGUUGAUCUUGCAGAGUUUGCUCCUAAUCUAAGAGGAAGUGGUGUUCAUGGUGGCCUGGUGAUUCUGGAACCUCGCUUUAGUGCAGAGACUUUGGCACUACUCUUAAAUAUUCCUCCACAGAAGACGUUGCUCCGACGUCAUCUUGCCACUGCUUUUGCUACUCUGGUUGGACCUCUAGCUAUGCAGGAGAAACGAGAGUAUGGAAACGCCACAGGCCACAUGCCCCUAACCACCACAGCUAAAGUUAAACCAAAAAAGUUGGGCUUUACUCAGUUCAGUCACCUGAGGAAGAGGAAACCUGAUGAAGCUGCAGACUACAUCUGCCCAGUCGACAGUGGAGCACUAACAAUGAAUGGAGUUUCUCGUUUGCUCUCUCCAACACACAGAAGUCCUAGCUCUCCUGUGGACAGACAAGUUGAGAAGUGAGAGCUAAUGGCUGUAAAAGCCUUAAAUGAAACAUUAUUACAAUAUUUAAAUAAGAACGUUGAAACUCACUCACACUAUCACUCAAAAUGUGACAAAAUCAGAAGAUAAUGAUUUUUAAUUUCUACUUAAAGUCAUCCAUAAAGAGCUUUUCUGAAUGAGUUAGAGGAUGCUGUUUUUGCAUUAAAUUGCAUUUAUUCAUGUGUUUUUAAUCAGAUGUUGCUUGAAGAUUUUCAUCUUGUGGAUGAAAUGAUUUGAAACAUUGUGUGAAUUGUUUUGAAAGCUGCUCCCUGCAUUCCUUAAAACAAUAAAUUUCCAAAGACUACCCUUUUUGCUUCAAAACAAUGCAGUUUAUAAAUAUUUUGUACUUUGUAUUCCGUUGAUUUUUUAUUGUAUAUCAGAACAUUUGUGUACAGUACAAUAAGUGACUAUGGUUACUUUAUUGUUUUUAAUUUUCUGAAUUUUGAUUCUAGAAAAUGCACUUAGUAUUUGAACCUUUAAAUAAAACUUGUUUGUAAAGGUA
Molecule: messenger RNA, 3624 nt
Organism: Austrofundulus limnaeus
Lineage: Eukaryota; Metazoa; Chordata; Actinopteri; Cyprinodontiformes; Rivulidae
Gene: ppfibp2a
Product: PPFIA binding protein 2a
Exons: 20
Coding region: 753-3104 (783 amino acids)
Biological process (GO): neuromuscular junction development
Cellular component (GO): presynaptic active zone
Molecular function (GO): protein binding
Source: RefSeq, a predicted model, not a curated record